AUGGAACAACCACAACAAGUUCCCGACCUGCGAAUGGACUAUUUGGGGAACUUCGUGCAAAAAACCCUGAAACUGAAACCAGAAAAAUGGACGCGAAUGAUGAACACCGAAGAGCACAAGGCCUUGGUGAUGAAAUUUUUGGAAAGACCGUUUCCAAUAUUGUUGGUCAUCAUAUUAACACCGACCGCUCAAUUGGUCGCCUCCAAUGGUUUUCCAUUGGCACAGUUGAAGAGCAAAGGGGUGUACUUUAUUAAAAAAGCUCUUCAACCAGUUGCAAAAGACAAGCCAGCUGAAAGCAUCAUAAACGGAGAUCUUUCUUCUAAGUUGAUCGACCAGUUAGCUUCUUUGGUGGACGAGAUUCUGGUUCCACUUCUUUCCAAUUCCCAAAACCACGAUCGUUGGCCCAACGUUAUAGCCAAAGACGUCCACAAACACGUGCACAGCUUAAAAAGUACCGUCUAUCAAGUUAAAGGAGAAGUUAAUGGACAAACGGUACUUCCAAUGCCUGUGGGCAUAGAUAAAGUACAAGAAGUCGAAAGAACUCUAAUAGAAAGUAAUGGGGAGAUCUGUGAUUUGUACUUGAAAAGUGCCAUAGAAGCGAUCAUCAUCAAAUGGUCUACUCAAAUUAAUGAUGUGCUCGUCAACGACUGUUCGGAGAAGAACGAGAACCUCGUCAAUCCAGUACCUUCAGAUGAAAUCCAGUUUUGGAAUUUACGUCUGAAGAACCUCCAAUACAUUUAUGAGCAGUUGAAGGAGCCAAAAGUUCGAAGCAUGGCUGUGAUUCUAGAAAAAACUAAUAGUGCAUAUUAUAGUUGUUUUAGAAAUUUGUUCAAGAAUAUUGUUAUAGCUUUGGCGGAAGCACGUGAUAUUUGUUUAUACUUAAAGCCUUUAAAACGACACGUAACACUCUUAGAAGAAACAGACUUCAGCGAUUGCAUCCCUUUGCUCAAGCCUUUAAUGCACGUAGUUUGUCUAAUUUGGUCUAAUUCCAAGUGUUACGAUCAAGUUAAGCUAAUUGUUUUGUUAAAGCAAAUCUGUAAUUUGUUGAUAUUGGAGGCUAAAAAAUUUUUAGACCCAACCACGUUGUUUCAUAGUGAUAUAGAUGAGGCCAUGUUGAGGGUUGGUCUUUGCAUUAAUACCCUGAACAACUUCACCAGUGUUUUCAACUUGUACAAGUCCAAGUUGGGUUAUUUUUUCAAGAACAGGGAGCCGGAAUUGUGGAACUUCCACCCCAACAUGGUGUUUAAACGUUUCAAUGCUUUCGUGGAACGUCUGCAAACGAUACAGUGGUUCUUCAACACAGUACUGGAGUUUAGUAAGCUUGAGAAAGUGGAAAUAGGUGGGAUCAAGGGGAGGAUGUUGAGUGCAAGGGUGACGGCGGUCUAUGCGGAGUUUCAGCAGUGUUUUUCGGUGUUUUCGGGCAAGUCGUACGAUGUUUUAGAUCCGGAUGAUCCUUCAUUUCUGGCGGAUUUCGAUAAUUACAAGCAGAGGAUUUACGAGAUGGACCUGAAACUUGCGGCGAUUUUGUGUCAGGCUUUCGAGGACUGUUGUAACUUGGAAAGUAUUUUUAAAUUAAUAGCAAUAGUUGGGACGGUGUUGGAGAGGCCGCUUAUUAAAAAUGAAUUUACGGCGAAGUAUUCGAAAAUUUUAGACAUGCUGAAUGAGGAACUUAAUACGAGCCAGUCUCUGUUUCAAGACCAAAUGUUGCAUAAAGAUAAAUACGGACAAUUUAUUUUGGACAAAUAUAUGUCGCCAGUAGCUGGAACUUUACGAUGGACUCAUAAUCUGUGUGCUCGCAUAACAGCCCCCAUUCAAAGCUUUAAAACUCUACAACAUCCGAUAACCCAAACACCGGAAGCGAAUAAUAUUUUCAAACAAUACGAUGAUUUCAUGGAUAAAGUCGAAGAAUUUAACGAGAGCAUCUUCAGACAAUGGGCCGAAGCCAUACCCCCUCAGAUUGAGGCCAAUUUAAGGCAGUGCCUGUUAAAGCGUAACCUCAAAACGAAAGAACUAUACGUGAAUUUUAAUCCGCAGCUUUCAGCCAUUUUACGGGAAGUGCAUUAUUUGCGGCUCAUGGAGAAGGCCGACAUUCCUGAGGAGGCCCUUAGACUGGCUGAAAAAAAUGCCACGUUCAGAAAGUAUAUUACUAAAAUGAAUUCCACGGUGGCGUGGUACAAUAAAAUUCGGCGUACCACUAAAGAUGUCGAGUUUGACUUAAUUGAGAAUGACAUAUCGGAAAUUGAUAAGCUGAUUGCGAUGGGACAAAACAAUCUUUCGUGGAAUUCUGAUGAUUUGUGGGACUUUAUGGUUAAACUACACAGUUUAGUAUGUGUUUUACAAGACAAUUUACAAAAAUGUCAAGACAACUUAAUCGAAAUGAGAAAUCUUUUAAUACCAUUUGCUAGGCAACCAUUGCUGGAAAGAAAAGACGGCAAAAAAGACACGGUUCUGUGCAUAGAAGAAAGGGAGGAAAGGAUCAAUAAAAGGCAUGCAGACAUUUCAAACGCUACAGACCAAAUAUCAGUUUUGCUCAAUCAGAACAUGAAAAUGUUCGAAAUGGUGGAUAAACAGGACAGUACAAAAUGGAUUAAUUAUGUUAACUACAUUGAUAAAAUUAUUGUUAAUUAUUUAUACCAAUCAAUAGGAUGCAGCUUGGGAUACAUAAACGAACAUAUGGAUGAACAAAAUAAUCUGAGCCCUUUGUUUGAAUGCCAAUUAAAGCUUAUGGAACCGAAUAUUAUAUUCACGCCAUCUUUGGACCCUGCUGAUGAAAACGGCUUGAAAAUGCUGAUAACUAAUAUAAUCAAUGAUAUAAUACAGACAGCUUCAAUAGUAAAAAGGUUUUCGCCAACCGUUACUGAAACUUACGUGGAAGAAAUCAUGAUGAACGAAGACAUAACCGACAUCAGGGAUGAUAUCCUUUCCAACAUAGACAAAGUUAUAGAAGAUGCUUAUGCGUUUUGUGACUCAUUCCAAAACUACUCGUAUUUAUGGUUGGAUGACCGUGACCAGUACUUAAAACUGUUCCUGACGUUUGGUCGCCAACUGACGAACGACGAAUUCGAUUUGUAUAUAAUGAAGGAUAACACUGCGCCCAAACCAUCACCACCUAAAAUGGACGGCUUCAGGGAGCAAAUUGAUAAUUUUGAAAAUUUGUACAACGAAGUGGAAAAAAUGCAAACAGAAAAAAUAUUCCACGCCUGGUUCAAAGUUGACGUUAAACCCUUCAAACAGGCCUUGCUGAACACUAUCAGAAAAUGGGGUAACAUGUUUAAACAACAUUUGGUGGACACAGUAACAAACAGUUUAAGUGAUCUCGGUCAAUUCAUCCGACUGGCUGACGAAGGUCUUCAGCAAACUGUGUUGGAAGGAGACUAUCAAGCUUUGGUGAACGUUAUGGGGUACUUAUUGCAUGUUAAGGAACGACAGGCGAAUACAGAUGAGAUGUUCGGCCCCCUAAGGGAGACGAUCGAACUGCUGAAAUUUUACGACCAGGACAUACCUGAAGAAAUCAACGUGUACUUGCAGGAACUGCCUGAACAGUGGAACAACACGAAAAAAAUUGCCAUCACAGUCAAACAACAAUUGGCACCUUUACAGGCUGCCGAAGUUACUUCCAUUAGGAAGAAAAUUGUUGACUUUGACCUGAGAAUUAAUUACUACAGGGAAGUUUUCAAGAAAUAUAUAUUCUUUCAGUACGCAUGUCCUAAUCCCUACAAAUUGUUGGAUUCAGUGGAUGUCGAUUUAGGGAAACUGGAACAAGAAAUGAGAGAUAUUCAUGAGUCUGGAUCAUUGUUUGAGGUGAACGUUCCCGACUUUAAGGUCCUGAAACAGUGCCGCAAGGACUUAAGAAUGUUGAAACAACUCUGGGAUUACGUGCAUAUAGUUCACACGUGUGUUAAUGAUUGGAAAACAACGCCUUGGAGGAAAAUCGACGUGGAAAACAUGGAUAUAGAGUGUAAAAAGUUUGCGAAAGAAAUAAGAAUGUUAGACAAGGAAAUGCGGAGCUGGGAUACUUACACCGGUUUAGAGGCAACAGUUAAAAACACAUUAACAUCAUUAAAAGCUGUCGGUGAAUUGCAGAAUCCUGCAAUUAGGGAACGGCACUGGAAUCAACUAAUGAAGUCAACAAAGAAUCUAGCUGCACUGCCGCCAGAAUUUACAACGAAGAUCGUCAUGGACCACAACACAACUUUGGCGGACCUCCUCGAAUUAAAUCUGCACGAAUGCGAGGAGGAGGUCAAAAACAUUGUCGACAAGGCGGUAAAGGAGAUGUCCAUGGAGAAAAUACUGCGUGAGUUGAACACCACUUGGUCCGCCAUGGAGUUCGAGCAGGAAACGCACGCCAGAACCGGGUGCACUUUGCUACGUGCCAGCGAGGAGCUAAUCGAAACGUUGGAGGACAACCAAGUGCAGCUGCAGAAUCUAAUCACCUCGAAAUUCAUAGCCCACUUUUUGGAAGAAGUCUCGUCCUGGCAGAGCAAAUUAAGUCUGGCUGAUUCGGUUAUUACCAUUUGGUUUGAGGUGCAGAGGACUUGGAUGCACUUGGAGUCGAUUUUUAUGAGCUCCGAGGACAUUAGGAAGCAACUGCCCGAGGAUUCCGAACGGUUCGACACCAUAGACACGGAUUUCAAGCAACUCAUGCUGGAAAUGGCUAAGGUUCCCAACGUUGUUGAGUCCACGAACCGACCCGGCCUACUGGCGACCUUGGAGGUCCUACAAACCAAUUUAAUACUGUGCGAAAAGGCCCUGGCGGUUUAUUUGGAGACGAAGCGUCUGGCGUUUCCGAGGUUCUACUUCGUGUCUUCGGCCGAUUUGUUGGAUAUUUUGUCCAACGGAAAUCAACCGGAGUUGGUGGCCAAGCAUCUAACUAAACUGUUUGAUUCGAUUGCUAAGUUGAACUUUGGAAGGAACGAGGAUGGUACUUUGGAUAAGCAAAUUUUUGGGAUGAGAGCUAAAGAUGGGGAAUACGUGGAGUUCCAUGAGAAAACCAAUUGCAACGGAGCUGUUGAGGUUUGGCUGAACCAAAUUCAGGCAGCCAUGAGGUCAACGAUAAGGCACAACAUAAGUGAAGGGGUUGUUUCCUACGAGGAGAAGCCUCGCGAUCAGUGGUUGUUCGAUUUUCCUGCUCAAGUGUCGUUGUGUGGAACACAAAUUUGGUGGACAACAGAAGUGAAUAUAGCUUUCAGUAGAUUGGAAGAAGGCUACGAUAAUGCUAUAAGGGAUUAUUAUAAGAAACAAGUAUCCCAGCUGAGUACGUUAAUCUCGUUAUUGCUGGGAGAUUUAACACGAGAAAAUAGACAAAAGAUCAUGACAAUUUGUACAAUAGAUGUCCAUUCAAGGGAUGUAGUUAGUAAACUAAUACAAAUGAAAGUCGAAACAGCAUUGGCGUUUCAAUGGGUUUCUCAACUCAGGCACAGAUGGGAUGAAAAAGAUAAUCAUUGUUACGCAAAUAUUUGCGACGCUCAAUUCAGAUAUAGUUACGAAUAUUUGGGAAACACCCCGAGGCUCGUCAUUACCCCUUUAACAGACAGAUGCUAUAUUACUUUAACUCAGUCGUUGCAUUUAAUAAUGGGCGGUGGACCCGCAGGACCAGCAGGAACAGGAAAGACCGAAACAACAAAGGACUUAGGUCGGGCCCUUGGAAUUAUGGUUUAUGUAUUCAACUGCUCCGAACAAAUGGACUAUAAAUCUUGUGGCAAUAUUUAUAAAGGACUGGCGCAAACUGGAGCUUGGGGAUGUUUUGACGAAUUCAAUAGGAUAUCCGUCGAAGUUCUAUCAGUGGUGGCAGUUCAAGUCAAGUCCGUUUUGGACGCGAUUAAAAAUAAAAAGGAGACGUUCGAUUUCAUGGGCGAUCCAAUACAGCUGGUUCCUUCCGUCGGCAUUUUCAUCACCAUGAAUCCCGGCUACGCCGGUCGAACUGAGCUACCGGAAAAUUUGAAAGCACUCUUCAGGCCCUGCGCCAUGGUUGUUCCCGAUUUCGAAUUAAUAUGUGAAAUAAUGUUGGUGGCUGAAGGUUUUCAAGACGCUAAGAUCCUCGCCAGAAAAUUCAUAACCUUGUACACACUAUGCAAAGAGCUUUUAUCAAAACAAGACCACUACGAUUGGGGAUUACGUGCCAUAAAAUCAGUAUUAGUGGUUGCAGGAUCCUUAAAGCGCGGCGAUCCCGGUAGACCAGAGGAAGAGGUCCUCAUGAGGGCACUAAGAGAUUUUAAUAUCCCCAAAAUUGUAACAGAUGACACGCCGGUAUUCAUGGGACUUAUUGGGGACUUAUUUCCAGCUUUAGAAGUUCCCAGAAAGAGGGACGCCGAAUUUGAGCGUACAGUCAAGCAGGCGGCUAUUGAUUUAAAAUUGCAGCCGGAGGAUAAUUUUAUUUUGAAGGUGGUGCAAUUGGAGGAGUUGUUGGAGGUCCGCCAUUCAGUGUUCAUAGUCGGUAACGCGGGAACGGGAAAAACGCAAGUGUGGAAAACAUUGUUCCGCACGUACGUAAAUAUAAAACGUAAACCAAUCUACAACGAUCUAAAUCCAAAGGCAGUGACAAAUGAUGAACUCUUCGGUAUUAUUAAUCCGGCGACACGUGAAUGGAAGGAUGGAUUAUUGUCGGUUUUGAUGAGAGAUCAAGCAAAUUUAUCGGGAGAUAACCCAAAGUGGAUUGUUUUAGAUGGUGAUAUUGAUCCUAUGUGGAUUGAAUCUUUAAACACGGUAAUGGACGACAAUAAAGUACUCACGCUGGCAAGUAAUGAAAGAAUCGCUUUAACGCCAACAAUGCGAUUGCUAUUCGAAAUUUCCAACCUAAGGACUGCUACACCGGCCACAGUGUCCAGGGCCGGAAUUCUCUACAUUAAUCCGCAAGACCUCGGAUGGAAUCCAUUCGUCACUAGCUGGAUGGAAACCAGAUCGAUACAGUCGGAAAAAUCAAACUUGGUAAUGUUAUUUGACAAAUACAUUCCCAUUUGUCUGGAGAAUGUGAGGACCAGGUUUAAGAAAAUAACGCCUAUUGCCGAAACUUGUCACAUUGAAAUGCUUUGUCAUUUAUUGGAUUGUCUGUUGACUCCGUCGAAUACACCACCUGAUUGUCCCAAGGAAUGGUACGAGCUUUAUUUCGUGUUCUGCUGCGUGUGGGCGUUCGGCUCCGCCAUGUUCCAGGAGCAGGCGACUGAUUAUCGUGUCGAAUUUACGAAGUGGUGGGUUAAUGAGUUUAAAACGGUUAAAUUCCCGGCCGGUGGCACAGUUUUUGACUUUUUCAUCGAUAACGAGAGCAAACAGUUCGUGUCUUGGACCGAAAGUCUGGGACGAUUUGAAUUAGAUCCAGACAUUCCCCUGCAGGCUGUAUUAGUUCAUACGGCGGAAUCGAUACGUAUUCGUUAUUUCUUAGAUUUGUUGAUGGAGAAACGUCAUCCUGUGAUGUUAGUGGGCAACGCGGGAUGUGGAAAGACCGUGCUAGUCAGCGAAAAAUUGGUAUCAUUAUCGGAGAACUACGCAGUCACUAACGUACCUUUCAACUUUUACACAACGUCUGAAAUGCUGCAAAAGAUACUCGAAAAGCCGUUAGAGAAAAAGGCCGGUAAAAAUUAUGGACCGCCCGGAAAUAAGACGCUAAUUUAUUUUAUCGACGAUAUGAAUAUGCCCGAAGUGGAUGCUUACGGAACGGUCCAACCACACACUCUAAUCAGGCAACAUUUAGAUUAUAACCACUGGUACGAUCGUAAUCGACUGUCGUUAAAGGACAUCCACAAUUGCCAAUAUGUUUCCUGCAUGAACCCGACAGCGGGCAGUUUUACCAUCAAUCCGAGAUUGCAAAGACAUUUUUAUGUAUUCGCUAUUAGUUUCCCAGGAACAGAUGCCCUGACUACUAUUUAUCACGCCAUUUUAAGCCAACAUCUCUCCAAUCCGGAAUAUAAAUUCCCAACUGUUGUUAUAAAGCUCAGCGAAAAUAUCGUGCAAGCUUCCGUCGCCAUACACCACAAAGUCACGCAGAUUUUUCUACCUACGGCAAUUAAAUUCCAUUACAUUUUCAAUUUGAGGGACAUUUCCAACGUUUUUCAGGGUUUACUAUUUAGCUCUAAUGACUGUUUAAAUCAACCUAUAGAUUUAGUGCGACUUUGGCUCCACGAAUGUCAAAGGGUUUAUGGGGACAAAUUAACGGAAGAAAAAGACAUUGACGCAUUCGCCAAGCUCCAACUGGAUAUAUUUAAAAAGAAUUUUGAGGAAAUCGACGAAUCCUCUGUGUUUGAGAAGCCAAAUAUUUACUGCCACUUUGCCGGCGGCAUUGGUGAGCCGAAAUAUAUGCCGAUAACAAAAUGGAACAAGCUAAAUAAACUCUUAACUGAAGCCAUGUCAAGCUACAACGAUUUAGUUGCUGCCAUGAAUUUGGUGCUUUUUGAAGAUGCCAUGAUGCACGUUUGCAGGAUAAAUCGAAUAUUAGAAUCGCCCCGAGGAAGUUCAUUGUUAGUGGGAGUGGGUGGAAGUGGCAAACAAUCCUUGGCCAGAUUGGCUGCUUUUAUAUCCUCGUUGGAAGUAGCCCAAAUUCAAUUAAAGAAAGGAUACGGUGUGCUGGAUCUCAAAAAUGAACUUUCAUCGUUGUAUCUGAAAACGGGCUUGAAAAAUGUUGGGAUAAUGUUCCUAAUGACGGAUGCUCAGGUCCCUAAUGAACAAUUUCUCGUCCUUAUAAACGAUAUGUUGGCAUCCGGCGAAGUUCCUGAUAUGUUUCCAGAUGAUGAAAUAGAAAACAUUAUCGCAGGUGUGCGUAAUGAAGUUAAAGGAGCCGGAAUGUUAGAUACGCGUGAGAACUGUUGGAAAUUUUUCAUCGAUCGGGUCAGACGUCAGUUAAAACUUGUAUUAUGUUUCUCACCGGUCGGUUCAACUCUACGUAUUAGAUCCCGGAAAUUCCCGGCGAUUAUUAAUUGCACACAAAUCAACUGGUUUCAUGAAUGGCCCCAAGAGGCUUUAGUCUCCGUUUCUCUCAGAUUUCUACAGGAAUUAGAAGUCUUACCGGAGCCACUCCGUGAUUCAGCCUCGAGAUUUAUGGCUUACGCCCACACUUCAGUCAACACAAUGUCCAAACUGUAUCUGCAGAACGAACGGCGAUAUAACUACACCACCCCCAAAUCGUACCUGGAACAAAUCAACCUAUACUCGAAACUACUUCGCCAAAAGUCCGACGAGCUUAAAAGCAAAGUGGAACGGCUCGUGAACGGAUUAGAUAAACUCAAGAGCACGGCCAAACAAGUGGACGAAUUAAAGAAGAAGCUGGCCUUGCAGGAAAUCGAACUGAAGGAAAAGAACGACGCCGCGGACGCCCUCAUCGAAAUCGUAGGCAUAGAAACAGAAAAAGUAUCCAUCGAAAAGCGCCUGGCCGACGACGAAGAGGAGAAAGUCGCCAUGAUCGCCGAGGAGGUGCUGAAGAAACAGAAGGACUGCGAGGAAGACCUGUUGAAGGCCGAACCGGCUCUCAUAGCGGCUCAGGAGGCUCUGAACACCCUGAACAAAGCCAAUCUGACGGAACUGAAGUCGUUCGGGUCGCCACCGGGGGCGGUCACUAACGUCACGGCCGCCGUAAUGGUUCUUCUGGCACCGGCGGCCAAGAUUCCCAAAGAUCGCAGCUGGAAGGCGGCCAAAAUUGUGAUGGCCAAGGUGGACGCGUUCCUCGACUCGCUCAUAAACUACGACAAGGAGAACAUCCAUCCCGAAAUCAUCAAAGCUAUAGAACCCUACUUGAAGGACUCGGAGUUCGAGCCGGAGUUCGUGCGGUCCAAGUCGGCGGCCGCUGCUGGUUUGUGUGCCUGGGUUAUUAACAUAAUUAAGUUUUACGAAGUGUACUGCGACGUUGAACCGAAGAGGAAGGCGUUGGCGGCAGCCAACGCAGAACUGGCGGCAGCUCAAGAAAAAUUGAGUAUCAUUAAGAAGAAAGUUGCUUCUUUAGAGGAACAAUUGGCGAAAUUGACGGCCGACUUUGAGAAAGCGACGAGUGAAAAAUUAUUGUGCCAGCAGGAAGCUGAUGCGACGAACGCCACGAUUCAACUGGCGAAUAGGCUCGUCGGCGGUUUGGCAAGCGAGAACGUCAGAUGGGCGGAAGCAGUUAAUAACUUCGUGGAAAAUGGCAAAAUGAUGCCGGGUGAUGUUUUAUUGAUAACAGCUUUUAUUUCUUAUGUUGGAUGUUUUACGAAACAAUAUCGACUGGAUUUGCUGCACAAAAUGUGGCUGCCUUUCUUGAAAAAUCUCGACCCACCAGUUCCAAUCACGGAGAACCUUGAUCCGUUGAGUUUGCUGACUGAUGACACAAUUAUAGCCAAAUGGCAUAACGAAGGUUUGCCAAGCGACAGAAUGUCGACUGAAAAUGCAACGAUCCUAUCAAACUCUGACAGAUGGCCUUUGAUGAUAGACCCUCAACUUCAGGGCAUAAAAUGGAUCAAACAAAGAUACGGCGAGAGUUUGAAAGUAAUACGUCUGGGCCAGAAGGGCUUUCUCGAUGUGAUAGAAAACUCCAUUACAAAUGGUGCAACCGUACUUGUUGAGAACAUUGAGGAAAGUGUUGACCCUGUAUUAGAUACUCUACUUGGCAGAAACUUAAUAAAAAAAGGAAAGGCAAUAAAAAUAGGCGACAAAGAGAUUGAGUAUAAUCCCAGUUUUCGUUUAAUUCUUCACACCAAACUGGCGAAUCCCCACUAUAAACCGGAAAUGCAGGCUCAAGCAACGUUAAUUAAUUUCACUGUGACAAGAGAUGGUUUAGAAGACCAACUACUUGCUGAAGUCGUUAAAGCUGAAAGGCCCGAUUUGGAGGAGUUGAAGGCGGAAUUAACAAAACAGCAGAACGACUUCAAGAUAAUGCUCAAGUCGCUGGAAGAUGACUUAUUAUCUCGAUUAUCGUCAGCUGGUGGAAAUUUAUUGGGUGAUACAACAUUGGUGGAAAACUUGGAAACCACUAAACGUACGGCCGCAGAGAUAGAAGAGAAGGUAGCAGAAGCGAAAGUAACUUCUAUUCAAAUCGAUGAGGCGAGGGAACAUUACCGACCCGCGGCAGCCAGAGCCAGUUUACUAUAUUUUAUUUUGAACGAAUUGAAUACUAUUAAUCCAAUUUAUCAGUUUUCUUUAAAGGCAUUCAGCGUUGUCUUCCAAAAAGCCAUCGCAAAAGCUGAGCCGUCGGAUGUAGUUGCAACUCGUGUAUCGAACUUAAUAGAUUGCAUUUCAUUUUCCGUUUUCCAAUACACCACAAGAGGACUGUUCGAAUGCGACAAAUUAAUAUUCGCGUCUCAGAUGACAUUUCAAAUCUUAUUGAUGAGCGAGGAAAUAAUGGCAGCAGAUUUAGAUUUUCUAUUAAGAUUCCCCAUAAAGCCACAUGUGACUAGUCCAGUUGAAUUCUUAUCUAACACAAGUUGGGGUGGUAUUUGCAGUCUGGCUACAAAAGAUGAAUUCCGUAACUUAGACAGAGACAUUGAAAAUUCUCCUAAACGUUGGAAGAAACUUGUUGAAUGCGAAUGCCCUGAAAGGGAGAAAUUUCCACAGGAAUGGAAAAGUAAAACUGCUUUACAAAGACUCUGUAUGAUGCGAGCACUUAGGCCAGAUAGAAUGAUUUACGCAAUGAUGGCGUUUAUUGAGGAGAAGCUUGGCAACAAAUACGUCGAAAACAAAACGGUGGAGUUCGCCAAGUCGUACGAAGAAACGAGCCCGUCCACGCCGAUUUUCUUCAUUCUAUCGCCCGGCGUCAACCCCCUAAAGGACGUGGAAGACCUGGGGGAGAAACUCGGGUUCACGUCCGAACAACAGAACUUCCACAACGUGUCCUUAGGGCAAGGACAAGAGGUGGUUGCUGAGAGAGCCAUGGAAGUGGCAGCCACUAACGGCCACUGGGUAGUCCUACAAAACAUACAUCUGGUGAAAAAGUGGCUGCCCUCGUUGGAAAAAAAUUUGGAAAAGUUUGCGGAAGGUUCGCACGAGAAUUACAGGGUGUUUAUGAGCGCCGAGCCCGCGGCUACGGCGGCCGCUCACAUCAUCCCCCAGGGAAUACUGGAGUCGUCGAUCAAGAUAACGAACGAGCCUCCGACGGGGAUGCAGGCUAAUUUACACAAGGCGCUGUCAAAUUUCAAUCAGGAGACUUUGGAACAGUGUGGAAAGGAGGCUGAAUUCAAAGUGAUUUUAUUCUCGCUCUGUUAUUUUCAUGCUGUUGUGGCCGAACGAAGGAAGUUUGGACCGCAGGGCUGGAACAAAGUAUAUCCUUUUAACGUCGGGGACUUAACUAUAAGUGUUUUUGUACUUUACAAUUACUUGGAGGCUAAUUCGAAAGUGCCUUGGGAGGAUCUUAGGUAUUUGUUUGGGGAAAUUAUGUAUGGGGGGCACAUUACAGACGACUGGGACAGACGAUUAUGUAUUACUUACUUAGAGGAGUUACUACAGCCAGACUUGGUUGACGGUGAAUUAUUUUUGGCACCCGGUUUUGCGGCACCGCCAAAUAUCGAUUACAUCGGAUAUCACGCCUACAUUGACGACAUGAUGCCACCGGAAUCACCAUACCUCUAUGGUCUCCAUCCGAACGCCGAAAUCGGCUUCCUCACCACCACGGCCGAUAAUCUAUUCAAGACCGUGUUCGAAAUGCAACCCAGAGACGCCGGAUCAUCUGGAGGGAGCACCAUAACCAGAGAGGACAAAGUUAAACAAAUGGUCGACGAGAUGCUGGAGAAGCUGCCCGAAGACUUCAACAUGUUGGAAAUAAUGGGGAAAGUGGAAGAAAGGACACCGUAUGUGAUUGUGGCGUUUCAAGAAUGCGAACGCAUGAACCUGCUGACUGGCGAGAUUAAGCGAUCCCUUAAAGAGCUUGAAUUAGGUCUGAAGGGAGAAUUGACUAUUACUUCAGACAUGGAAGAGCUGGAGAAUGCUUUGUUCCUUGACCAAGUGCCGAUAUUUUGGCAGCAAAGGGCUUAUCCCUCUUUGCUCGGUCUUACGUCUUGGUUUGUUGAUUUGCUGUUGAGAAUAAGGGAGUUGGAGACUUGGUCUACGGACUUUGUGUUGCCAGCUUCGGUUUGGCUGGGCGGAUUUUUUAAUCCACAAUCAUUACUCACGGCGAUAAUGCAAAGCACGGCUAGACGAAAUGAACUGCCGCUGGAUAAAAUGUGUUUGCAGUGCGAUGUUACCAAGAAACAGAAAGAGGAAUUCACGAGCGCCCCCAGAGAUGGUGCUUACAUUCACGGGUUAUCCAUGGAAGGGGCGCGAUGGGACGUCCAAGCAGGAAUUAUAAUGGAUUCUAGAUUAAAAGAAUUGUAUCCAGGAAUGCCCGUCAUCAAUGUCAGAGCUAUAACUCAGGAUAAACAAGACUUGAGGAACAUGUACGAAUGUCCCGUCUACAAAACAAGAACGAGAGGACCCACGUACGUCUGGACUUUCAAUUUGAAGACAAAAGACAAACCAGCUAAGUGGACUCUGGCUGGAGUGGCAUUAUUAUUACAGAUAUAAUGUUAAGAAAACAAUAUAAGGUUUAAGUUA
Aethina tumida (small hive beetle) is the source of this 13473-nucleotide messenger RNA. It is a transcript of the gene Dhc93AB, whose product is annotated as dynein beta chain, ciliary. Gene Ontology annotation, molecular function: ATP binding; dynein light intermediate chain binding; dynein intermediate chain binding. Gene Ontology annotation, cellular component: dynein complex. NCBI's taxonomy places the organism in Eukaryota, Metazoa, Arthropoda, Insecta, Coleoptera, Nitidulidae. The record is from RefSeq and is a predicted model, not a curated record. The coding region runs from base 1 to 13443 and encodes 4480 amino acids. Gene Ontology annotation, biological process: microtubule-based movement. The transcript is spliced from 40 exons.